AAACCAGGCAGUGGUACAGCCUGUACGUGGACUCAGGGCUGCCCCAUAGACACAGUUCAGCACUUGCUCUUGGAAGACAUCAUAUCAUAGUGGCUGUGAUUGCACAGCCAUUCCACUGGCCAGUACUAAAUCAUAGAUGACAGCAUCACAGAAUGGUUUGAGUUGGAAGGGCCAUCUAGCUCUGAACCCCCUGCUGGAGGCUGGGACACUUCCAAUAAACCACGAUGCUCAAAGACCCCUGCAAGAUCUCUUCAAAGUGUAGGGGAACAAUACUUCCUCCAGGUUAGUGUCCUCAAAGAUUGCAUCAGCUCCAGCCCUGCAUCCAGACAUUACGAGACAGUAUCUAUCAACUCUUCCAUAAAGUUUGUGUCCUCCCACUUCGUGAUCUCCAGAUUAAUAUUAAAACAGAACAAUGAGGUGUCCCCCCAAACUUCUUUUCUCCAGACUGAAACAAAACCAGUUCCUUCAACCUAUCUUCAUAGGAGUAGAGACCUGGCCCUUGGGUCAACACAGAGGCCUUCCUCUUCACUCUCUCCAAGAGCUUUUCAACCUUUCUCUGCUUUGCCACAAGUCACAAGUCCAAUCCAGGCUGCCAUCACCAGAAACCCAAUCCCUAAGCUGGGCAUGCACUUCAGCCUCCUGUCUGCCCAUCUGAACACAGAGACAAAGAUGACCCAGUAAGCACAACACAGCGUGUGUUCCUAGCAAACACUGUAUGGUUGCCCAUCACCCAGCCCUCCCACUGGCCAAGACCUCUGCAAGGCCUCUCUGCCUUUGAGAGGCUCAAAAGCUCCUCCAGGGUAGCUCUGUCCUCAAAAUUUGCAUCAACUCCAGCCUUGCAUCCUGCGUCCUUUGCCUCCAGAUCAUACCUGGUAGUUACAGAGAAAGCGCUUGAUCCUGUACAGAGGGGGGUAAUUAUAAAGGCUUUGAGAACAUCAUUGACUUGGUUGGAUUGCAUUCUCUAUUUCUAAAACACCAAACAAAAGCUAAGGAACCAAAGACUGGUUGCACACCUCCUGUUUAUGCAAUCAGCACACUGUAUUUAGAGUCUUUCUCCAAUCUGAACACAAAGAACAGCCUCUGAGCCACUGUUGACAUUACAGAGCAUGGCCUGGGCACACAGAUACUCCCUGACACAAGCUCUGCUAUGCAAAUUGCACAACACUCGCAAAGGUGGCCACAAACUUCGAAGAGACUGCUAUUUGAUUCAGGUACCAGGGCUCAGGAAACUGAUUUCCAGCCCAUCUGCAGAAGCAGAGGGACACCAAGGAGUCCUGCAUAGAGCUGCUCUUGGUAGCACACGAGGAAAGGAGAAGCAAAGCCUCGGUGAGUGCUGGUCACCUUCCAAAGUAGCUUUAUUUGCCUCUCAACUUAAGUUCAAUCAGCUGUGGCUCAGGGCAGGACCAGCAACAAGUGCUGCUCAGUGACAUCAGCUCUGGUGGCUCCAGCCAGCCCGGCCUUGGGUACCACAUGGUGAUGUCACUGUAAUGACACAAGGGCAUCUCCCACUGGAUCGCCCCGGCAGUGCCAGCAGAAUCGCCUUGCCAGCAGGCAGGGAGAACUCUGGCUCACUGCACAAAUGGCUGCGCGUGCAACCUUUGUUCAUUGUGAGAGCGGACACACUGACACGGAAGCUUCUGCUUCUGAUGUGCCGGAGCUGGCCGAGACCUCAGGCUCCACUUCCACUGACCCAGCAGGACAGGACCAAGCACCAGCUGGCCAUGCUGCUGGAACAUCAAUAGUGGAAGAACAGGACUCACAAAUGUUUCCUGAUGAAGAGGAAACCAAAGGUUUACCUCUGAGUUGCUGUGAGGAAAGCAGUGGCCAAGCCAGUGUCUUCUCACCACUCAGCUUCCGACAGGAGCUCUGGGUACUGGCUGAAUGUGAGCAGGUGAAGAGCCUGUGGAGGGGCCAUGGAGGAAACUGCACUGUAAUUGAUGAGGAACUGUCUGUGGUGGAAGUCCUGGCCAAGGAAGCACCUGUGAGAGCAUUUGGCUGUACAAGCAUGAAGAGCUUUGUUCACCAGCUCAACUACUAUGGCUUCACCAAAGUGCCAUGGGACCUGGAAAGAUCUCCAUCCCUUCCUGAGUUUCUGGCUGAGGAAGAAGCCACUGCUUCUCAUAGGAAGGUAAGUGUAUCAAUGGGACCCCACGCAAAGCAGCUCUCACGGCUGCUCUCACAGCUCUCACCUUCAGCAGCACCAACACACCGGGUUCCAGAAGGGCUGCGUCCGGCAAGAGCCGCCACCCUCCUGCUUGGGUGCCCUCAGCACUGUGAGGGUGGCAUGGAACGGCCAUUGUGACUUGCGGGCUGAGGAACAAAGCUGAGGCUGCAGGGCUCAGGCCCAGUUCAGUGCGACUUGGUGAGGUGAGCAGGGAGGAAGGGGCUGUCUGAAGCUGUCGAGGGAGGGAGGAGGGUUCCCCAGCGCUCGGGGGUCUGAGCUGCCAACUCAGCCUCAUCCCGAUUCUCCCAUAGGUUGGCACGCAGAGGACGAAGCCUUGUACUGCUGGGAUAGACACUCUGCGAGUGCUCGCUGUUGAAGCGCAUGAUGUCCGAGGGGACACAGGAGGCCACCGGCUCCAGAGAGCCAGGUGAGAGCAAAG
Messenger RNA from Coturnix japonica (Japanese quail), 2603 nucleotides. RefSeq lists its product as uncharacterized. The record is from RefSeq and is a predicted model, not a curated record. Gene Ontology annotation, biological process: regulation of DNA-templated transcription. Gene Ontology annotation, molecular function: sequence-specific DNA binding; DNA-binding transcription factor activity. Lineage: Eukaryota; Metazoa; Chordata; Aves; Galliformes; Phasianidae.